AUGUCGGCGGUUGGUUUCCAUACCGCAUCUCCAGAAGCUCUAGGCAUUGAUUCAAAGCCGUUGGAGAGACACCGGCAGCGAAUCAAAGAUCACCAGGAGCGUGGCGUUUUUCCUGGAUUUGCCGAGGGUGUCAUUGCAGACGGAAAAUCUAUUUUUCUCAAUUUGCGCGGGUUUACUGACAAGAACAAGAAGCACAAAAUGUCUGAGCGCACACUAUUUCGAGGGUAUUCCAUGAUGAAGCCCAUUACUGCAACGGCCUUCAUGUCGUUGGUGGAUGAUGGCAUGUUCAAACUUGAUGACCCCGUUGAGAAGUACAUUCCAGCCUUCAAAAUGCUAAGAGUGAAGCGUGGCAAGGGGACAGAGCCCAUGCGUGAGACUAUGACCUUGCGUAUUUCGUUUUGCCUGACUCGCACGGAGUCGUCACACAGAUUGCGGCUUUGUGGCCAAAGCUGCACGCUUGCUGCUUUGCAUGUCCAUCACUGGAUUUUCUCAAAGCGUUGCAUCAUAUGCUUACCAUGGCUGGCUUGUGCUCAGAACUCGGAGCUUGCGCCUUGCGUACCAUAG
Molecule: messenger RNA, 564 nt
Organism: Durusdinium trenchii
Lineage: Eukaryota; Dinophyceae; Suessiales; Symbiodiniaceae
Source: the annotation of a GenBank genome assembly